AUUAUUUGAUAUGGAAAAUCAAGGUUAUUUAUGGAUACAGGAAUAAUAUGUCAGAAGAUGGGGAACUUCCUCCGAAUCAUGCUGAGUAUCUUGGGAAACUGGAAGAUAAUCGCGGGUUUGUAAUUGAUGCAAUUGAUCGGAGCUGACCUGGGAGACGGGGGGCGGCAGGAGAUGGGAUGCCUUGAGACACAACACAGCACGACAUCUUGAUUGAGCACAACAUAUCUCGCUCUUAUUUUAUGGGUGCUUGGUACGAUAAGUAGAAAGGUGAUGGCGAGUACCCGUAAAACUCCAAUCCCCUUAUUUCAAUGGAAUCUCCUACUGACUACUAUAGUUCUCAAAUAUCAAAUCAAAAUUCGAUUCAAGAACAAAGAAAGCCCCCUCGAUGACUUGGGAAACCUCUCAUCCUUUUACGGUCAUGCGGCUGAAGAAUCCCCUUUCCGACCCACAAAAACCCCUCGCUUAGUCCGUGUGAUUGGCUCCCUUUCCGUGUGUGGCGUACAGCAAUAUUGCUCCUGUACAUGGUUUACGAUCGUCCAACACACCCAAAAGCAAGCUCUCAAAAUAGAAUUAAAUCCCACCCACAGAGCAGGCAGCAUUUGAUGCCAAGCACGUCUGUCACUGGCAGGUUCACGCCUUUCUUGGUCCAGAGCUCAGCCCUUUAGCUUCCGUACCCAAUAACUGGGGCUGUACGGCGAGGCCUUUGGGAGAUGAGUUUAAGAGGGAGUACAGUUUCCCGUGUUCAAAAUGAAGGGCGUCGCCGGUUUAUUUAUUGGGUGAAGUACUGACUACUGAAACUUUUGAAUCUUCUUUUCUAUUUGGAUUUUGUGAGUGUUGGUUUUUCACUUCGUCAAUUGAUUCUACAUCAAAGAAAUUGUGAAAUAAUGGCUGCUACUUGGGAUCAAAAGCGUGAGUUUGGAAUAUUUGCCUAGUUGAAAGCUAUUGAAAUGCUAAAUUGUGAACAGCUGUGCCAGAGUACCCUGCUCAACCUCCACCAGGGGCUCCACCAGCUCAACUUCCCACACCGAGUCCUAUUCAGUACCAGCAAACUGGCCAAGCGUGAGUUUUUCUCGAUUCUUUAGUCUUCUCUCCGCAUUAUUUGAGAGAUCCUAUCUUCCCUCCAACCGCAAGAUCUUGCCUUCUAUUUUCAGCAAUUCCACAUCUCCACAAUCUACCUCCACAAACUUCAUAAAACUAACAUCUACUCCUCGUAUCAGACAACAAUACUUUCAAGAACAACCCGGCCAACAUCCACAAAUGCAACAAACCAGCCCCCAAGGAAUUCCCCAACAACCACAAGUGGUAUACAUGCAGCAAUCCCCAGGUGUCCCAGGACAACCAGGUCAUCCACAAAGCAUACCUAUGCAACAAACAUCUCCCGCUACCCAUGGCGCACAACCACAACACGGCGCACAACCCGGAGGGGCUCCUGGGAGAACAUUUCAGAACGUGACACCACUUGCGAGUUUAGGACGUAGUCCGGCGCCGGUGGAUUGCCCUGCUUGCGGACAGAGAAGUAUGACUAGGAUUGCGUUUUUGGCGGGGAACUAUACACAGUACGUUUUACCCAUAACCCUCGUUUGAAGACGCGGUGAGUUCGUCUCGCUAAUUGUUGUUUAGUGGAUGGGCGGUUGGACUUUGCUGCUUGACUUGGUUCUUUUGCUGGGUGCCGUAUGUGGUUGAUGGGUUUAAGAACGUGGAUCAUAGUUGUGGGAGUUGUGGUGUGUUGCUUGCUACGUGGCAUAGAAGUGGUGGGGUUGAUGUUCAUCAGCAUCAGUAGAUGUCUCGCUUAUUUUUAGGUUUGGCUCGGCGGGCAUCGAUAAUGAGGAGACGAGGCGAAUUUUGGGAUUCGAAAGAGGAGUGAGGGUAUAUUGUUUGAUAUAGGGGUUUGAUUAUACUUGGAUA
Messenger RNA from Hymenoscyphus albidus, 1905 nucleotides. The record is from the annotation of a GenBank genome assembly. NCBI's taxonomy places the organism in Eukaryota, Fungi, Ascomycota, Leotiomycetes, Helotiales, Helotiaceae.